AUGCCAAUUCGGGGGAUUUCAAACGCAGGAGGAGCAGGAGGGAGCUUCAAAGCACAACAGUCCGUGUUUGAGUGGGCGGCAGAGACAAGGAUAAAGCAGAGGCAGCAGCGGAAGAGGGAGUUUGAGAAGGCCUUAGGGCAGCAGGCAGGAGCUCCUAUGGUGGUUGCAGGGAGGGGUGAUGAUCCUGCGAGGUGGCAACACUGGGUGCGAGCCUGCGAGGUGGCAACACUGGGUGCGAGCCUGCGAGGUGGCAACACUGGGUGCGAGCCUGCGAGGUGGCAACACUGGGUGCGAGCCUGCGAGGUGGCAACACUGGGUGCGAGCCUGCGAGGUGGCAACACUGGGUGCGAGCCUGCGAGGUGGCAACACUGGGUGCGAGCCUGCGAGGUGGCAACACUGGGUGCGAGCCUGCGAGGUGGCAACACUGGGUGCGAGCCUGCGAGGUGGCAACACUGGGUGCGAGCCUGCGAGGUGGCAACACUGGGUGCGAGCCUGCGAGGUGGCAACACUGGGUGCGAGCCUGCGAGGUGGCAACACUGGGUGCGAGCCUGCGAGGUGGCAACACUGGGUGCGAGCCUGCGAGGUGGCAACACUGGGUGCGAGCCUGCGAGGUGGCAACACUGGGUGCGAGCCUGCGAGGUGGCAACACUGGGUGCGAGCCUGCGAGGUGGCAACACUGGGUGCGAGCCUGCGAGGUGGCAACACUGGGUGCGAGCCUGCGAGGUGGCAACACUGGGUGCGAGCCUGCGAGGUGGCAACACUGGGUGCGAGCCUGCGAGGUGGCAACACUGGGUGCGAGCCUGCGAGGUGGCAACACUGGGUGCGAGCCUGCGAGGUGGCAACACUGGGUGCGAGCCUGCGAGGUGGCAACACUGGGUGCGAGCCUGCGAGGUGGCAACACUGGGUGCGAGCCUGCGAGGUGGCAACACUGGGUGCGAGCCUGCGAGGUGGCAACACUGGGUGCGAGCCUGCGAGGUGGCAACACUGGGUGCGAGCCUGCGAGGUGGCAACACUGGGUGCGAGCCUGCGAGGUGGCAACACUGGGUGCGAGCCUGCGAGGUGGCAACACUGGGUGCGAGCCUGCGAGGUGGCAACACUGGGUGCGAGCCUGCGAGGUGGCAACACUGGGUGCGAGCCUGCGAGGUGGCAACACUGGGUGCGAGCCUGCGAGGUGGCAACACUGGGUGCGAGCCUGCGAGGUGGCAACACUGGGUGCGAGCCUGCGAGGUGGCAACACUGGGUGCGAGCCUGCGAGGUGGCAACACUGGGUGCGAGCCUGCGAGGUGGCAACACUGGGUGCGAGCCUGCGAGGUGGCAACACUGGGUGCGAGCCUGCGAGGUGGCAACACUGGGUGCGAGCCUGCGAGGUGGCAACACUGGGUGCGAGCCUGCGAGGUGGCAACACUGGGUGCGAGCCUGCGAGGUGGCAACACUGGGUGCGAGCCUGCGAGGUGGCAACACUGGGUGCGAGCCUGCGAGGUGGCAACACUGGGUGCGAGCCUGCGAGGUGGCAACACUGGGUGCGAGCCUGCGAGGUGGCAACACUGGGUGCGAGCCUGCGAGGUGGCAACACUGGGUGCGAGCCUGCGAGGUGGCAACACUGGGUGCGAGCCUGCGAGGUGGCAACACUGGGUGCGAGCCUGCGAGGUGGCAACACUGGGUGCGAGCCUGCGAGGUGGCAACACUGGGUGCGAGCCUGCGAGGUGGCAACACUGGGUGCGAGCCUGCGAGGUGGCAACACUGGGUGCGAGCCUGCGAGGUGGCAACACUGGGUGCGAGCCUGCGAGGUGGCAACACUGGGUGCGAGCCUGCGAGGUGGCAACACUGGGUGCGAGCCUGCGAGGUGGCAACACUGGGUGCGAGCCUGCGAGGUGGCAACACUGGGUGCGAGCCUGCGAGGUGGCAACACUGGGUGCGAGCCUGCGAGGUGGCAACACUGGGUGCGAGCCUGCGAGGUGGCAACACUGGGUGCGAGCCUGCGAGGUGGCAACACUGGGUGCGAGCCUGCGAGGUGGCAACACUGGGUGCGAGCCUGCGAGGUGGCAACACUGGGUGCGAGCCUGCGAGGUGGCAACACUGGGUGCGAGCCUGCGAGGUGGCAACACUGGGUGCGAGCCUGCGAGGUGGCAACACUGGGUGCGAGCCUGCGAGGUGGCAACACUGGGUGCGAGCCUGCGAGGUGGCAACACUGGGUGCGAGCCUGCGAGGUGGCAACACUGGGUGCGAGCCUGCGAGGUGGCAACACUGGGUGCGAGCCUGCGAGGUGGCAACACUGGGUGCGAGCCUGCGAGGUGGCAACACUGGGUGCGAGCCUGCGAGGUGGCAACACUGGGUGCGAGCCUGCGAGGUGGCAACACUGGGUGCGAGCCUGCGAGGUGGCAACACUGGGUGCGAGCCUGCGAGGUGGCAACACUGGGUGCGAGCCUGCGAGGUGGCAACACUGGGUGCGAGCCUGCGAGGUGGCAACACUGGGUGCGAGCCUGCGAGGUGGCAACACUGGGUGCGAGCCUGCGAGGUGGCAACACUGGGUGCGAGCCUGCGAGGUGGCAACACUGGGUGCGAGCCUGCGAGGUGGCAACACUGGGUGCGAGCCUGCGAGGUGGCAACACUGGGUGCGAGCCUGCGAGGUGGCAACACUGGGUGCGAGCCUGCGAGGUGGCAACACUGGGUGCGAGCCUGCGAGGUGGCAACACUGGGUGCGAGCCUGCGAGGUGGCAACACUGGGUGCGAGCCUGCGAGGUGGCAACACUGGGUGCGAGCCUGCGAGGUGGCAACACUGGGUGCGAGCCUGCGAGGUGGCAACACUGGGUGCGAGCCUGCGAGGUGGCAACACUGGGUGCGAGCCUGCGAGGUGGCAACACUGGGUGCGAGCCUGCGAGGUGGCAACACUGGGUGCGAGCCUGCGAGGUGGCAACACUGGGUGCGAGCCUGCGAGGUGGCAACACUGGGUGCGAGCCUGCGAGGUGGCAACACUGGGUGCGAGCCUGCGAGGUGGCAACACUGGGUGCGAGCCUGCGAGGUGGCAACACUGGGUGCGAGCCUGCGAGGUGGCAACACUGGGUGCGAGCCUGCGAGGUGGCAACACUGGGUGCGAGCCUGCGAGGUGGCAACACUGGGUGCGAGCCUGCGAGGUGGCAACACUGGGUGCGAGCCUGCGAGGUGGCAACACUGGGUGCGAGCCUGCGAGGUGGCAACACUGGGUGCGAGCCUGCGAGGUGGCAACACUGGGUGCGAGCCUGCGAGGUGGCAACACUGGGUGCGAGCCUGCGAGGUGGCAACACUGGGUGCGAGCCUGCGAGGUGGCAACACUGGGUGCGAGCCUGCGAGGUGGCAACACUGGGUGCGAGCCUGCGAGGUGGCAACACUGGGUGCGAGCCUGCGAGGUGGCAACACUGGGUGCGAGCCUGCGAGGUGGCAACACUGGGUGCGAGCCUGCGAGGUGGCAACACUGGGUGCGAGCCUGCGAGGUGGCAACACUGGGUGCGAGCCUGCGAGGUGGCAACACUGGGUGCGAGCCUGCGAGGUGGCAACACUGGGUGCGAGCCUGCGAGGUGGCAACACUGGGUGCGAGCCUGCGAGGUGGCAACACUGGGUGCGAGCCUGCGAGGUGGCAACACUGGGUGCGAGCCUGCGAGGUGGCAACACUGGGUGCGAGCCUGCGAGGUGGCAACACUGGGUGCGAGCCUGCGAGGUGGCAACACUGGGUGCGAGCCUGCGAGGUGGCAACACUGGGUGCGAGCCUGCGAGGUGGCAACACUGGGUGCGAGCCUGCGAGGUGGCAACACUGGGUGCGAGCCUGCGAGGUGGCAACACUGGGUGCGAGCCUGCGAGGUGGCAACACUGGGUGCGAGCCUGCGAGGUGGCAACACUGGGUGCGAGCCUGCGAGGUGGCAACACUGGGUGCGAGCCUGCGAGGUGGCAACACUGGGUGCGAGCCUGCGAGGUGGCAACACUGGGUGCGAGCCUGCGAGGUGGCAACACUGGGUGCGAGCCUGCGAGGUGGCAACACUGGGUGCGAGCCUGCGAGGUGGCAACACUGGGUGCGAGCCUGCGAGGUGGCAACACUGGGUGCGAGCCUGCGAGGUGGCAACACUGGGUGCGAGCCUGCGAGGUGGCAACACUGGGUGCGAGCCUGCGAGGUGGCAACACUGGGUGCGAGCCUGCGAGGUGGCAACACUGGGUGCGAGCCUGCGAGGUGGCAACACUGGGUGCGAGCCUGCGAGGUGGCAACACUGGGUGCGAGCCUGCGAGGUGGCAACACUGGGUGCGAGCCUGCGAGGUGGCAACACUGGGUGCGAGCCUGCGAGGUGGCAACACUGGGUGCGAGCCUGCGAGGUGGCAACACUGGGUGCGAGCCUGCGAGGUGGCAACACUGGGUGCGAGCCUGCGAGGUGGCAACACUGGGUGCGAGCCUGCGAGGUGGCAACACUGGGUGCGAGCCUGCGAGGUGGCAACACUGGGUGCGAGCCUGCGAGGUGGCAACACUGGGUGCGAGCCUGCGAGGUGGCAACACUGGGUGCGAGCCUGCGAGGUGGCAACACUGGGUGCGAGCCUGCGAGGUGGCAACACUGGGUGCGAGCCUGCGAGGUGGCAACACUGGGUGCGAGCCUGCGAGGUGGCAACACUGGGUGCGAGCCUGCGAGGUGGCAACACUGGGUGCGAGCCUGCGAGGUGGCAACACUGGGUGCGAGCCUGCGAGGUGGCAACACUGGGUGCGAGCCUGCGAGGUGGCAACACUGGGUGCGAGCCUGCGAGGUGGCAACACUGGGUGCGAGCCUGCGAGGUGGCAACACUGGGUGCGAGCCUGCGAGGUGGCAACACUGGGUGCGAGCCUGCGAGGUGGCAACACUGGGUGCGAGCCUGCGAGGUGGCAACACUGGGUGCGAGCCUGCGAGGUGGCAACACUGGGUGCGAGCCUGCGAGGUGGCAACACUGGGUGCGAGCCUGCGAGGUGGCAACACUGGGUGCGAGCCUGCGAGGUGGCAACACUGGGUGCGAGCCUGCGAGGUGGCAACACUGGGUGCGAGCCUGCGAGGUGGCAACACUGGGUGCGAGCCUGCGAGGUGGCAACACUGGGUGCGAGCCUGCGAGGUGGCAACACUGGGUGCGAGCCUGCGAGGUGGCAACACUGGGUGCGAGCCUGCGAGGUGGCAACACUGGGUGCGAGCCUGCGAGGUGGCAACACUGGGUGCGAGCCUGCGAGGUGGCAACACUGGGUGCGAGCCUGCGAGGUGGCAACACUGGGUGCGAGCCUGCGAGGUGGCAACACUGGGUGCGAGCCUGCGAGGUGGCAACACUGGGUGCGAGCCUGCGAGGUGGCAACACUGGGUGCGAGCCUGCGAGGUGGCAACACUGGGUGCGAGCCUGCGAGGUGGCAACACUGGGUGCGAGCCUGCGAGGUGGCAACACUGGGUGCGAGCCUGCGAGGUGGCAACACUGGGUGCGAGCCUGCGAGGUGGCAACACUGGGUGCGAGCCUGCGAGGUGGCAACACUGGGUGCGAGCCUGCGAGGUGGCAACACUGGGUGCGAGCCUGCGAGGUGGCAACACUGGGUGCGAGCCUGCGAGGUGGCAACACUGGGUGCGAGCCUGCGAGGUGGCAACACUGGGUGCGAGCCUGCGAGGUGGCAACACUGGGUGCGAGCCUGCGAGGUGGCAACACUGGGUGCGAGCCUGCGAGGUGGCAACACUGGGUGCGAGCCUGCGAGGUGGCAACACUGGGUGCGAGCCUGCGAGGUGGCAACACUGGGUGCGAGCCUGCGAGGUGGCAACACUGGGUGCGAGCCUGCGAGGUGGCAACACUGGGUGCGAGCCUGCGAGGUGGCAACACUGGGUGCGAGCCUGCGAGGUGGCAACACUGGGUGCGAGCCUGCGAGGUGGCAACACUGGGUGCGAGCCUGCGAGGUGGCAACACUGGGUGCGAGCCUGCGAGGUGGCAACACUGGGUGCGAGCCUGCGAGGUGGCAACACUGGGUGCGAGCCUGCGAGGUGGCAACACUGGGUGCGAGCCUGCGAGGUGGCAACACUGGGUGCGAGCCUGCGAGGUGGCAACACUGGGUGCGAGCCUGCGAGGUGGCAACACUGGGUGCGAGCCUGCGAGGUGGCAACACUGGGUGCGAGCCUGCGAGGUGGCAACACUGGGUGCGAGCCUGCGAGGUGGCAACACUGGGUGCGAGCCUGCGAGGUGGCAACACUGGGUGCGAGCCUGCGAGGUGGCAACACUGGGUGCGAGCCUGCGAGGUGGCAACACUGGGUGCGAGCCUGCGAGGUGGCAACACUGGGUGCGAGCCUGCGAGGUGGCAACACUGGGUGCGAGCCUGCGAGGUGGCAACACUGGGUGCGAGCCUGCGAGGUGGCAACACUGGGUGCGAGCCUGCGAGGUGGCAACACUGGGUGCGAGCCUGCGAGGUGGCAACACUGGGUGCGAGCCUGCGAGGUGGCAACACUGGGUGCGAGCCUGCGAGGUGGCAACACUGGGUGCGAGCCUGCGAGGUGGCAACACUGGGUGCGAGCCUGCGAGGUGGCAACACUGGGUGCGAGCCUGCGAGGUGGCAACACUGGGUGCGAGCCUGCGAGGUGGCAACACUGGGUGCGAGCCUGCGAGGUGGCAACACUGGGUGCGAGCCUGCGAGGUGGCAACACUGGGUGCGAGCCUGCGAGGUGGCAACACUGGGUGCGAGCCUGCGAGGUGGCAACACUGGGUGCGAGCCUGCGAGGUGGCAACACUGGGUGCGAGCCUGCGAGGUGGCAACACUGGGUGCGAGCCUGCGAGGUGGCAACACUGGGUGCGAGCCUGCGAGGUGGCAACACUGGGGUGCGAGCCUGCGAGGUGGCAACACUGGGUGCGAGCCUGCGAGGUGGCAACACUGGGUGCGAGCCUGCGAGGUGGCAACACUGGGUGCGAGCCUGCGAGGUGGCAACACUGGGUGCGAGCCUGCGAGGUGGCAACACUGGGUGCGAGCCUGCGAGGUGGCAACACUGGGUGCGAGCCUGCGAGGUGGCAACACUGGGUGCGAGCCUGCGAGGUGGCAACACUGGGUGCGAGCCUGCGAGGUGGCAACACUGGGUGCGAGCCUGCGAGGUGGCAACACUGGGUGCGAGCCUGCGAGGUGGCAACACUGGGUGCGAGCCUGCGAGGUGGCAACACUGGGUGCGAGCCUGCGAGGUGGCAACACUGGGUGCGAGCCUGCGAGGUGGCAACACUGGGUGCGAGCCUGCGAGGUGGCAACACUGGGUGCGAGCCUGCGAGGUGGCAACACUGGGUGCGAGCCUGCGAGGUGGCAACACUGGGUGCGAGCCUGCGAGGUGGCAACACUGGGUGCGAGCCUGCGAGGUGGCAACACUGGGUGCGAGCCUGCGAGGUGGCAACACUGGGUGCGAGCCUGCGAGGUGGCAACACUGGGUGCGAGCCUGCGAGGUGGCAACACUGGGUGCGAGCCUGCGAGGUGGCAACACUGGGUGCGAGCCUGCGAGGUGGCAACACUGGGUGCGAGCCUGCGAGGUGGCAACACUGGGUGCGAGCCUGCGAGGUGGCAACACUGGGUGCGAGCCUGCGAGGUGGCAACACUGGGUGCGAGCCUGCGAGGUGGCAACACUGGGUGCGAGCCUGCGAGGUGGCAACACUGGGUGCGAGCCUGCGAGGUGGCAACACUGGGUGCGAGCCUGCGAGGUGGCAACACUGGGUGCGAGCCUGCGAGGUGGCAACACUGGGUGCGAGCCUGCGAGGUGGCAACACUGGGUGCGAGCCUGCGAGGUGGCAACACUGGGUGCGAGCCUGCGAGGUGGCAACACUGGGUGCGAGCCUGCGAGGUGGCAACACUGGGUGCGAGCCUGCGAGGUGGCAACACUGGGUGCGAGCCUGCGAGGUGGCAACACUGGGUGCGAGCCUGCGAGGUGGCAACACUGGGUGCGAGCCUGCGAGGUGGCAACACUGGGUGCGAGCCUGCGAGGUGGCAACACUGGGUGCGAGCCUGCGAGGUGGCAACACUGGGUGCGAGCCUGCGAGGUGGCAACACUGGGUGCGAGCCUGCGAGGUGGCAACACUGGGUGCGAGCCUGCGAGGUGGCAACACUGGGUGCGAGCCUGCGAGGUGGCAACACUGGGUGCGAGCCUGCGAGGUGGCAACACUGGGUGCGAGCCUGCGAGGUGGCAACACUGGGUGCGAGCCUGCGAGGUGGCAACACUGGGUGCGAGCCUGCGAGGUGGCAACACUGGGUGCGAGCCUGCGAGGUGGCAACACUGGGUGCGAGCCUGCGAGGUGGCAACACUGGGUGCGAGCCUGCGAGGUGGCAACACUGGGUGCGAGCCUGCGAGGUGGCAACACUGGGUGCGAGCCUGCGAGGUGGCAACACUGGGUGCGAGCCUGCGAGGUGGCAACACUGGGUGCGAGCCUGCGAGGUGGCAACACUGGGUGCGAGCCUGCGAGGUGGCAACACUGGGUGCGAGCCUGCGAGGUGGCAACACUGGGUGCGAGCCUGCGAGGUGGCAACACUGGGUGCGAGCCUGCGAGGUGGCAACACUGGGUGCGAGCCUGCGAGGUGGCAACACUGGGUGCGAGCCUGCGAGGUGGCAACACUGGGUGCGAGCCUGCGAGGUGGCAACACUGGGUGCGAGCCUGCGAGGUGGCAACACUGGGUGCGAGCCUGCGAGGUGGCAACACUGGGUGCGAGCCUGCGAGGUGGCAACACUGGGUGCGAGCCUGCGAGGUGGCAACACUGGGUGCGAGCCUGCGAGGUGGCAACACUGGGUGCGAGCCUGCGAGGUGGCAACACUGGGUGCGAGCCUGCGAGGUGGCAACACUGGGUGCGAGCCUGCGAGGUGGCAACACUGGGUGCGAGCCUGCGAGGUGGCAACACUGGGUGCGAGCCUGCGAGGUGGCAACACUGGGUGCGAGCCUGCGAGGUGGCAACACUGGGUGCGAGCCUGCGAGGUGGCAACACUGGGUGCGAGCCUGCGAGGUGGCAACACUGGGUGCGAGCCUGCGAGGUGGCAACACUGGGUGCGAGCCUGCGAGGUGGCAACACUGGGUGCGAGCCUGCGAGGUGGCAACACUGGGUGCGAGCCUGCGAGGUGGCAACACUGGGUGCGAGCCUGCGAGGUGGCAACACUGGGUGCGAGCCUGCGAGGUGGCAACACUGGGUGCGAGCCUGCGAGGUGGCAACACUGGGUGCGAGCCUGCGAGGUGGCAACACUGGGUGCGAGCCUGCGAGGUGGCAACACUGGGUGCGAGCCUGCGAGGUGGCAACACUGGGUGCGAGCCUGCGAGGUGGCAACACUGGGUGCGAGCCUGCGAGGUGGCAACACUGGGUGCGAGCCUGCGAGGUGGCAACACUGGGUGCGAGCCUGCGAGGUGGCAACACUGGGUGCGAGCCUGCGAGGUGGCAACACUGGGUGCGAGCCUGCGAGGGUGGCAACACUGGGUGCGAGCCUGCGAGGUGGCAACACUGGGUGCGAGCCUGCGAGGUGGCAACACUGGGUGCGAGCCUGCGAGGUGGCAACACUGGGUGCGAGCCUGCGAGGUGGCAACACUGGGUGCGAGCCUGCGAGGUGGCAACACUGGGUGCGAGCCUGCGAGGUGGCAACACUGGGUGCGAGCCUGCGAGGUGGCAACACUGGGUGCGAGCCUGCGAGGUGGCAACACUGGGUGCGAGCCUGCGAGGUGGCAACACUGGGUGCGAGCCUGCGAGGUGGCAACACUGGGUGCGAGCCUGCGAGGUGGCAACACUGGGUGCGAGCCUGCGAGGUGGCAACACUGGGUGCGAGCCUGCGAGGUGGCAACACUGGGUGCGAGCCUGCGAGGUGGCAACACUGGGUGCGAGCCUGCGAGGUGGCAACACUGGGUGCGAGCCUGCGAGGUGGCAACACUGGGUGCGAGCCUGCGAGGUGGCAACACUGGGUGCGAGCCUGCGAGGUGGCAACACUGGGUGCGAGCCUGCGAGGUGGCAACACUGGGUGCGAGCCUGCGAGGUGGCAACACUGGGUGCGAGCCUGCGAGGUGGCAACACUGGGUGCGAGCCUGCGAGGUGGCAACACUGGGUGCGAGCCUGCGAGGUGGCAACACUGGGUGCGAGCCUGCGAGGUGGCAACACUGGGUGCGAGCCUGCGAGGUGGCAACACUGGGUGCGAGCCUGCGAGGUGGCAACACUGGGUGCGAGCCUGCGAGGUGGCAACACUGGGUGCGAGCCUGCGAGGUGGCAACACUGGGUGCGAGCCUGCGAGGUGGCAACACUGGGUGCGAGCCUGCGAGGUGGCAACACUGGGUGCGAGCCUGCGAGGUGGCAACACUGGGUGCGAGCCUGCGAGGUGGCAACACUGGGUGCGAGCCUGCGAGGUGGCAACACUGGGUGCGAGCCUGCGAGGUGGCAACACUGGGUGCGAGCCUGCGAGGUGGCAACACUGGGUGCGAGCCUGCGAGGUGGCAACACUGGGUGCGAGCCUGCGAGGUGGCAACACUGGGUGCGAGCCUGCGAGGUGGCAACACUGGGUGCGAGCCUGCGAGGUGGCAACACUGGGUGCGAGCCUGCGAGGUGGCAACACUGGGUGCGAGCCUGCGAGGUGGCAACACUGGGUGCGAGCCUGCGAGGUGGCAACACUGGGUGCGAGCCUGCGAGGUGGCAACACUGGGUGCGAGCCUGCGAGGUGGCAACACUGGGUGCGAGCCUGCGAGGUGGCAACACUGGGUGCGAGCCUGCGAGGUGGCAACACUGGGUGCGAGCCUGCGAGGUGGCAACACUGGGUGCGAGCCUGCGAGGUGGCAACACUGGGUGCGAGCCUGCGAGGUGGCAACACUGGGUGCGAGCCUGCGAGGUGGCAACACUGGGUGCGAGCCUGCGAGGUGGCAACACUGGGUGCGAGCCUGCGAGGUGGCAACACUGGGUGCGAGCCUGCGAGGUGGCAACACUGGGUGCGAGCCUGCGAGGUGGCAACACUGGGUGCGAGCCUGCGAGGUGGCAACACUGGGUGCGAGCCUGCGAGGUGGCAACACUGGGUGCGAGCCUGCGAGGUGGCAACACUGGGUGCGAGCCUGCGAGGUGGCAACACUGGGUGCGAGCCUGCGAGGUGGCAACACUGGGUGCGAGCCUGCGAGGUGGCAACACUGGGUGCGAGCCUGCGAGGUGGCAACACUGGGUGCGAGCCUGCGAGGUGGCAACACUGGGUGCGAGCCUGCGAGGUGGCAACACUGGGUGCGAGCCUGCGAGGUGGCAACACUGGGUGCGAGCCUGCGAGGUGGCAACACUGGGUGCGAGCCUGCGAGGUGGCAACACUGGGUGCGAGCCUGCGAGGUGGCAACACUGGGUGCGAGCCUGCGAGGUGGCAACACUGGGUGCGAGCCUGCGAGGUGGCAACACUGGGUGCGAGCCUGCGAGGUGGCAACACUGGGUGCGAGCCUGCGAGGUGGCAACACUGGGUGCGAGCCUGCGAGGUGGCAACACUGGGUGCGAGCCUGCGAGGUGGCAACACUGGGUGCGAGCCUGCGAGGUGGCAACACUGGGUGCGAGCCUGCGAGGUGGCAACACUGGGUGCGAGCCUGCGAGGUGGCAACACUGGGUGCGAGCCUGCGAGGUGGCAACACUGGGUGCGAGCCUGCGAGGUGGCAACACUGGGUGCGAGCCUGCGAGGUGGCAACACUGGGUGCGAGCCUGCGAGGUGGCAACACUGGGUGCGAGCCUGCGAGGUGGCAACACUGGGUGCGAGCCUGCGAGGUGGCAACACUGGGUGCGAGCCUGCGAGGUGGCAACACUGGGUGCGAGCCUGCGAGGUGGCAACACUGGGUGCGAGCCUGCGAGGUGGCAACACUGGGUGCGAGCCUGCGAGGUGGCAACACUGGGUGCGAGCCUGCGAGGUGGCAACACUGGGUGCGAGCCUGCGAGGUGGCAACACUGGGUGCGAGCCUGCGAGGUGGCAACACUGGGUGCGAGCCUGCGAGGUGGCAACACUGGGUGCGAGCCUGCGAGGUGGCAACACUGGGUGCGAGCCUGCGAGGUGGCAACACUGGGUGCGAGCCUGCGAGGUGGCAACACUGGGUGCGAGCCUGCGAGGUGGCAACACUGGGUGCGAGCCUGCGAGGUGGCAACACUGGGUGCGAGCCUGCGAGGUGGCAACACUGGGUGCGAGCCUGCGAGGUGGCAACACUGGGUGCGAGCCUGCGAGGUGGCAACACUGGGUGCGAGCCUGCGAGGUGGCAACACUGGGUGCGAGCCUGCGAGGUGGCAACACUGGGUGCGAGCCUGCGAGGUGGCAACACUGGGUGCGAGCCUGCGAGGUGGCAACACUGGGUGCGAGCCUGCGAGGUGGCAACACUGGGUGCGAGCCUGCGAGGUGGCAACACUGGGUGCGAGCCUGCGAGGUGGCAACACUGGGUGCGAGCCUGCGAGGUGGCAACACUGGGUGCGAGCCUGCGAGGUGGCAACACUGGGUGCGAGCCUGCGAGGUGGCAACACUGGGUGCGAGCCUGCGAGGUGGCAACACUGGGUGCGAGCCUGCGAGGUGGCAACACUGGGUGCGAGCCUGCGAGGUGGCAACACUGGGUGCGAGCCUGCGAGGUGGCAACACUGGGUGCGAGCCUGCGAGGUGGCAACACUGGGUGCGAGCCUGCGAGGUGGCAACACUGGGUGCGAGCCUGCGAGGUGGCAACACUGGGUGCGAGCCUGCGAGGUGGCAACACUGGGUGCGAGCCUGCGAGGUGGCAACACUGGGUGCGAGCCUGCGAGGUGGCAACACUGGGUGCGAGCCUGCGAGGUGGCAACACUGGGUGCGAGCCUGCGAGGUGGCAACACUGGGUGCGAGCCUGCGAGGUGGCAACACUGGGUGCGAGCCUGCGAGGUGGCAACACUGGGUGCGAGCCUGCGAGGUGGCAACACUGGGUGCGAGCCUGCGAGGUGGCAACACUGGGUGCGAGCCUGCGAGGUGGCAACACUGGGUGCGAGCCUGCGAGGUGGCAACACUGGGUGCGAGCCUGCGAGGUGGCAACACUGGGUGCGAGCCUGCGAGGUGGCAACACUGGGUGCGAGCCUGCGAGGUGGCAACACUGGGUGCGAGCCUGCGAGGUGGCAACACUGGGUGCGAGCCUGCGAGGUGGCAACACUGGGUGCGAGCCUGCGAGGUGGCAACACUGGGUGCGAGCCUGCGAGGUGGCAACACUGGGUGCGAGCCUGCGAGGUGGCAACACUGGGUGCGAGCCUGCGAGGUGGCAACACUGGGUGCGAGCCUGCGAGGUGGCAACACUGGGUGCGAGCCUGCGAGGUGGCAACACUGGGUGCGAGCCUGCGAGGUGGCAACACUGGGUGCGAGCCUGCGAGGUGGCAACACUGGGUGCGAGCCUGCGAGGUGGCAACACUGGGUGCGAGCCUGCGAGGUGGCAACACUGGGUGCGAGCCUGCGAGGUGGCAACACUGGGUGCGAGCCUGCGAGGUGGCAACACUGGGUGCGAGCCUGCGAGGUGGCAACACUGGGUGCGAGCCUGCGAGGUGGCAACACUGGGUGCGAGCCUGCGAGGUGGCAACACUGGGUGCGAGCCUGCGAGGUGGCAACACUGGGUGCGAGCCUGCGAGGUGGCAACACUGGGUGCGAGCCUGCGAGGUGGCAACACUGGGUGCGAGCCUGCGAGGUGGCAACACUGGGUGCGAGCCUGCGAGGUGGCAACACUGGGUGCGAGCCUGCGAGGUGGCAACACUGGGUGCGAGCCUGCGAGGUGGCAACACUGGGUGCGAGCCUGCGAGGUGGCAACACUGGGUGCGAGCCUGCGAGGUGGCAACACUGGGUGCGAGCCUGCGAGGUGGCAACACUGGGUGCGAGCCUGCGAGGUGGCAACACUGGGUGCGAGCCUGCGAGGUGGCAACACUGGGUGCGAGCCUGCGAGGUGGCAACACUGGGUGCGAGCCUGCGAGGUGGCAACACUGGGUGCGAGCCUGCGAGGUGGCAACACUGGGUGCGAGCCUGCGAGGUGGCAACACUGGGUGCGAGCCUGCGAGGUGGCAACACUGGGUGCGAGCCUGCGAGGUGGCAACACUGGGUGCGAGCCUGCGAGGUGGCAACACUGGGUGCGAGCCUGCGAGGUGGCAACACUGGGUGCGAGCCUGCGAGGUGGCAACACUGGGUGCGAGCCUGCGAGGUGGCAACACUGGGUGCGAGCCUGCGAGGUGGCAACACUGGGUGCGAGCCUGCGAGGUGGCAACACUGGGUGCGAGCCUGCGAGGUGGCAACACUGGGUGCGAGCCUGCGAGGUGGCAACACUGGGUGCGAGCCUGCGAGGUGGCAACACUGGGUGCGAGCCUGCGAGGUGGCAACACUGGGUGCGAGCCUGCGAGGUGGCAACACUGGGUGCGAGCCUGCGAGGUGGCAACACUGGGUGCGAGCCUGCGAGGUGGCAACACUGGGUGCGAGCCUGCGAGGUGGCAACACUGGGUGCGAGCCUGCGAGGUGGCAACACUGGGUGCGAGCCUGCGAGGUGGCAACACUGGGUGCGAGCCUGCGAGGUGGCAACACUGGGUGCGAGCCUGCGAGGUGGCAACACUGGGUGCGAGCCUGCGAGGUGGCAACACUGGGUGCGAGCCUGCGAGGUGGCAACACUGGGUGCGAGCCUGCGAGGUGGCAACACUGGGUGCGAGCCUGCGAGGUGGCAACACUGGGUGCGAGCCUGCGAGGUGGCAACACUGGGUGCGAGCCUGCGAGGUGGCAACACUGGGUGCGAGCCUGCGAGGUGGCAACACUGGGUGCGAGCCUGCGAGGUGGCAACACUGGGUGCGAGCCUGCGAGGUGGCAACACUGGGUGCGAGCCUGCGAGGUGGCAACACUGGGUGCGAGCCUGCGAGGUGGCAACACUGGGUGCGAGCCUGCGAGGUGGCAACACUGGGUGCGAGCCUGCGAGGUGGCAACACUGGGUGCGAGCCUGCGAGGUGGCAACACUGGGUGCGAGCCUGCGAGGUGGAGUGGUAACAUGCGGGGUGCGUCUGAUGGUGACUUGACAACACACACAGAUAGCAGCCGAGAGCAUGAUUGCAUGCACAGUGUCUCACCGGCAGCAGCAGCCCCCACGUGGAUGGCGUCAUAUGGCCCCGCCUAA
This is a messenger RNA of Closterium sp. Naga37s-1, 15060 nucleotides long. The record is from the annotation of a GenBank genome assembly. Lineage: Eukaryota; Viridiplantae; Streptophyta; Zygnematophyceae; Desmidiales; Closteriaceae.